AUUCUUGCGGUUGCCGGAGACGAUGAAAAAGUGAGGUUUUGUGACCUGGGAAAAGAGAAAUGGCUGUGUGAGUUUAAGGCUCAUGAAAACAGAGUGAAGGCGGUCGACAGCUUCGUGAUGGAGGAUCAUUGCAUACUGGUGACGGCUUCAAAUGACGGAUUCAUCAAAAUGUGGAAACUUUAUCUAAAAGAGGAGCUGGAGUCUCCCACUCUGCUCAUGGAAGUGAACACAACGGCCCGCCUGACGUGCCUCGCUGUGUGGAAACCUUCGUCUGUGCAGCCGCCCGCUGAGGAACCAGCCGCUCCGACCACGACCCCUCAAGAACUGAUUCAGGAGCUUUCAAAGACGAAGAGAGUCCGGAUUGCAGCAGAAGAAGUUAUUCUAGAAGACGAGAGCAAACCCAAGAAGAAGAAAAAGGGCGGUGGAAAAAAACCAACAGAAUAAUUAAACCUGUUUUGUUAUUCAUGGACUGUUUUAUAUAUUUUUGUCACAUAUGCAAGUGCUCUUUGCUGUUGCUACAGGUUUUGUGAAAAUAUUUUGUGAAUAUAUAUUCCUUUCCCGUCAACAAUGAAAAUAGGAACAAUACGAGGGAAAAUUAGAUCGUCAACAAUAAAACAUGUUUUAUAAUCCUCAGAAUUGUUUUCUGUGGCAAUGCUCUUGUUUCCCAUAGUGACGGGAUAAAGCAACGGUGCAUUUAAGAGAUAUGUUAGCUGUUUUUGGGGCAACAUAGCACAAGUCUAUUUUGGAGUCAUUGCUUUCUGUCUAUGGCAAGGUUUAAGACUCAUGAUGUAUGUAUCAAUAAAAAACAAUUAAGUCUUACCAUU
Messenger RNA from Notothenia coriiceps (black rockcod), 824 nucleotides. RefSeq names its product p21-activated protein kinase-interacting protein 1-like. The transcript is spliced from 4 exons. Gene Ontology annotation, molecular function: protein binding. The coding region runs from base 118 to 444 and encodes 108 amino acids. The record is from RefSeq and is a predicted model, not a curated record. NCBI's taxonomy places the organism in Eukaryota, Metazoa, Chordata, Actinopteri, Perciformes, Nototheniidae.